Messenger RNA from Oncorhynchus masou masou (cherry salmon), 1293 nucleotides. Its product is annotated as protein LEKR1-like. NCBI's taxonomy places the organism in Eukaryota, Metazoa, Chordata, Actinopteri, Salmoniformes, Salmonidae. The transcript has 4 exons. Bases 159 to 713 code for a protein of 184 amino acids. The record is from RefSeq and is a predicted model, not a curated record.
CGUACUAUGUCAUUCUGCGUAAAAACCGGCGCGGUAUCCAUGGUGACAGACAACGCUUGGAUCGCUCUUCCUGGCCAAGUGCACAGAAGGAAACAGCGUAACACUUUUUAGUGAGAUAAUUGCCGUUUUGCUUCUUUCGUUUCAAGAAAAUUGGCCCAAUGGGAGAGAGAGAGUCUGUGGAGAGAGAGGAGAUGGGCCUACACAUUCCCUACUACCCUCUCCCAGAGGAAAUACAACAGAUGGAGAGGUCGGAGACUGUGUGUCAGUACUGCGGUGUGAGUUAUCUCAUCCUCCACGAGUUCCAGCUCCUCCAGGACAGGUUGGCCCAGGUGGAGAGAGAGCUCCAGAACCAGAGAGGGACCACAGAGAGAGAGAGAGCCAAGAGAGAGCUGCUGGAACUGGGCAGAGAGGAGUGGGAGAGGGCUCUGAGAGAAGAGAUCCAGAGAGGAGCCACGGAGAAAGAGAAUGUCCUGAGAGAAGAACAUGAAAAGAGGUUUGAAGAGAGGAGACUCCUAAAUGAGGAGAUAGAAAAAAGGAGUGAGGAGAGAUGGAGAGUCCUGAAAGAAAAACUCCAACAGUCCAGCACUCAUCUGGAGGAACAGAGGGAAGACCUACAUCAGCUGGAAGAGAGGCUGAACAGUGUGGGUUUGGAGCGAGACAUGACACAGGGCCUGCUGUGUAAAGAGAGAGAGCUCUGCCAACAGCUCAGGUAAGGAAAGGAUAGAACGAGAAUACAAGGAACCAAUACAGCUGCCAGGAGGCCUGUGGGCAGGCGGAAGAGAGGGAGGGCAGAGGAAAGAAAGAUAAAAACGAUAGAGGGAAAACAGAAACAAAAGAACAGGCUGCUUUAAUCUGAUUGGUUCUUGGCUACCCGACCAAUGGCACGACAGGAAGGCUGGGGCAGAUGGGAAAAAUCUGGGUGCCGGGAUGCAGGAAGGGAAAAAAAAGAGGGAGAGAAAAACAGGACAAUAAAGGACAAUAAAACUGUAGAGAAAAGGAAGAAGAGAAAAGGAAAUAUGAGGGAAAGAUAUGAGGAGAGGAGUGUUGUAAUUUCUGCCAUAGACUUUUGUUGAUGUCUUAAAGUCAGAUGUUAGAGUGCAACACUAUUAAUAACCAAGGCUGGCCUAGUAAAACACGCUGCAUUAACUAGUGUGUAUUGGAUAAUUCAGUCACACACACAAGCUCAAAUUCUCAGCCUCGUAACUGAUGACAGAUUUGGCUCAUAUCUGGUCCUCCAUUUCUGCCUGUCAGGCUACGAUUUGUGUAAUGUGACAUUAUAAAACAGCCUCUCGU